Paramecium octaurelia is the source of this 663-nucleotide messenger RNA. The record is from the annotation of a GenBank genome assembly. NCBI's taxonomy places the organism in Eukaryota, Ciliophora, Oligohymenophorea, Peniculida, Parameciidae.
AUGAAUUUAACUCCAACAUCCCAAGCAAUCUUUUAAUCCUUUUUUAUUUAAAAGAGUAAAUUUCAAUCUUCAAGCCAAGCUCAAAAUAAGUCCUCAUUGUCAAAUAAAUUAGGUUUCAGCAAAACUAAAUAGUUCUAUGAAAGACCAAGCAGCACUAUGAUAUAAUAAAUUGGCAGUGUAGAUUAUUCAUAAAUUGGAUUAUAUAGAACUAGAAAAAUCUCUUUAAAUGAAUCUCAAUUAACAGUUAGAGGAAUCAGGAGACCAUGUAAAUUUUCAUCAAGCAUUGAAUAAACUCAAUAGGUUCCAAAGAUCUCUCAAUACUAAAAAAGAAAAACUAGAUGGAUUCAGAUAACAGAUAGACAAGCGUCACCAUUUACAAGAAUCAAUAGUCCCGAACAAGAAAAAGAGAUUAAAAAUAUAAAAAGAUUCAAGCUUCAAUUAUUAAGUAGAGAUAACAAAUAUCCAAAUUUUUAAUUAAAUUUUUUGAAGAACAAACUUUAAAAUUAGGAUGGGGUUGAUGAAUAUUUUAAUGAUAACAUUUUUCAUAAAUAAAAAAAUAAUCCUGAAUUAAGUGAUUAAAUAAGAAUUAUUAUAACAAGAGAAGAACAGACAUUAGAACCUCUUGACAUGAGUAGGAUAGAAAAAAUUAAAAAUUAUCAUUGA